AUGCCAUCCUUAGAGUCGUUGAUAAAUAAAGCUACUGAUCCAACCUUGACAUCAGAUAACUGGCAAUAUAUUUUUGAUGUUUGUGACAAAAUCUCCAAUGAUCCUGAGACGGCUACCAAGGAAGCCAUAGCCACUUUGAAAACUAAAUUGGCAUCGAAGGAUGCAAAUGUUGUAUUAAGAACAUUAGCAUUAUUAACUGCUGUUGCUGAGAAUUGUGGAUCAAGGGUAAAACAAGAAAUUGCAACUAAAUCAUUUUUACAAGAUUGUUUGAUCAAAAGAUUGUCUGAUAAGAAAUUACACCCGGCUGUGAAGACGAAAAUUUGUGAAGUUUUAAGUCAACUUUACAAUACAUUCAAGGUUGAUCCAUCAUUGAAACCAAUGACUGAUGCAUAUAACAAAGCAAAACAUGAUUAUCCUCAAUAUUUUAACAAGAAAGUAGAGGGUCCUUCCAAGCCGGCUAAGAAAGAAAGAACAAAACAAGAUAAAGAUAGAGAAGAAGAAGAAUUGCAACGUGCAUUGAAAUUAUCAUUACAUGAAUAUGAGCAACAACUGAAAAUUGAAAAGAAAGAAUAUCUCAAUAAUAAACCAUUGCCUGAACCGAAACCAGAACCUGAAUCACCGCCAGUUGAAACAGUUGCCACAGUUUCAAAAGUCAGAGCAUUGUAUGAUUUGAUUUCCUACGAGCCAGAUGAAUUGUCGUUCAGAAAGGGAGAUGUGAUUACGGUUAUUGAAUCUGUGUAUCGUGAUUGGUGGAGAGGAUCAUUGACUAAUGGGAAAGUUGGUAUUUUUCCAUUGAAUUAUGUUACACCAAUUGUGAACAAAUCACCAGCAGAAAUUGCCAAGGAAUUGGAAUUGGAAAAUAGAUUAAUCAAUGGAGAGAAGAAAAAGAUUGAAAAGUUGUUGGCAAUAUUAUCAUCACAAAAUAUUGACAAUAUUAAUGAAGAUGAAGUGACUCUGUUAUAUAAUGAGAUUAUACCAUUACGUAUUCAAUUGGGUGCUGCAAUUGAUAAAUAUAGUGUGAGAAAAGAAGAAUUAUUGGGAUUGAACCAACAGCUAAAUAAUGAAGUGAAGUUAUAUAAUGAGUUGUUGGAUAAACUGAUUUCAAGUAGAGCUCAACAAAAUACCGGUGGACUAAUGUAUCAACAAACAGCCCCGUACCCUAUGCAGCAACAGCAACAUCAAGGACCCUCACAAACCCAGCAAAGCCAGAUUCCACAACAACAUACUCAACUGCAACAACUUCCUCCACAAUAUACACAACUGCAACCACUUCAUCAACAGCAGCAGCAGUAUCUGGGAUAUGCCGGUGCUAAUAAUAUGCCACCUCCAGCAACUACAUUCAAUCAGUAUGUUCCACCACAAUUACAAGAAUUGCAACCUCAAGAAACCAGUGCUGGGUUUGGAAAUGCAGUUUAUAACAGACCUCAACCUACUAGCCAACAAUAG
This is a messenger RNA of Candida tropicalis MYA-3404, 1446 nucleotides long. It is a transcript of the gene HSE1, whose product is annotated as ESCRT-0 subunit protein. Lineage: Eukaryota; Fungi; Ascomycota; Pichiomycetes; Serinales; Debaryomycetaceae. Gene Ontology annotation, molecular function: ubiquitin binding; phosphatidylinositol binding. The record is from RefSeq and is a predicted model, not a curated record. The transcript has a single exon. The coding region runs from base 1 to 1446 and encodes 481 amino acids. Gene Ontology annotation, cellular component: ESCRT-0 complex. Gene Ontology annotation, biological process: protein transport to vacuole involved in ubiquitin-dependent protein catabolic process via the multivesicular body sorting pathway.